Amphiprion ocellaris (clown anemonefish) is the source of this 1492-nucleotide messenger RNA. RefSeq names its product transmembrane protein 50A (gene tmem50a). NCBI's taxonomy places the organism in Eukaryota, Metazoa, Chordata, Actinopteri, Pomacentridae. The transcript has 7 exons. Gene Ontology annotation, biological process: late endosome to vacuole transport via multivesicular body sorting pathway; protein targeting to vacuole. Bases 145 to 627 code for a protein of 160 amino acids. The record is from RefSeq and is a predicted model, not a curated record.
UGAAGGCAACAACAUCAACGUCUCAGAGCUUCUGUCGUCAAACGGGUGUGUGGAUGAACUGCGCAUGUGCGUGACCGAACUCUCUCGGAAGCAAAGUCGGAUCUAACCAAGAGGUGCACAUCAAAAACCGAAAAUAAAAGAGUCAUGUCGGGAUUUCUGGACGGAAUCCGGUGCGGAGACUGUGAGUGUAAUGUGGACUGGGGAGAGAGAAGAAACACCAUCGCUUCUAUAGCUGCUGGAGUCCUGUUCUUCACUGGUUGGUGGAUCAUCAUCGAUGCAGCAGUGAAAUAUCCUGAAGAGGGAGACUUUCAUCAUGCCUAUCACACAUGUGGAGUCAUAGCUACAGUGGCCUUUCUCAUGAUAAACGCAGUUUCAAACGGACAGGUGAGAGGAGACAGCUACAGUGAAGGCUGCAUGGGACAGACAGGCGCUCGAGUGUGGCUCUUCAUUGGCUUCAUGCUGGCUUUUGGCUCACUCAUUGCCUCCAUGUGGAUCCUGUUUGGAGGAUUCGUAGUGCCGCAAAAGCAUGUUGUCUACCCUGGUAUUGCCAUUUUCUUCCAAAACGCAUUCAUUUUCUUUGGGGGUUUGGUCUUUAAGUUUGGACGUACAGAGGAUCUCUGGCAGUAAUGGACUCUGUGUGUUCCUGUCCACGGUUCCACACUCUGCUUUCUAUAUUGUAUGAGAAUAUGCUUCAGUGGUUAUAUUCUUUAUAUAUAAACUUUUUUUAGCUUUCAAGUUAACAUGUUUAAUUUAUAUAGUUUGCUGUACAAAAGCUAAAUCAUAACUAAGCACAAAUUUUCAUAGAUUCCUCGAAAGUUUGACUAUUUUCAGAUUUGGCACAUCUUGAACUGUGUCUAUUUGCACUCAGAUUGUGUAGCCAUGUUGUUCAAAUGGUUUACAACUUGUGUAUAACAAAGUGUGUAUUUUGGGAGUUUUGCUACCCUGAACUGUCCACAUUUCCUUUAGGUAGACUUCUAUGACAUCCUUCAGUUUGAACUGUCUGUUAAGUGAAAACUCCAUAAAUUAUUGUGGUGCAAAAUAGAAUUGACAGCGAUGUUUCAUAAUGGUGUAUACAUACAUGUCUAAUGAAUGUAACCAUAUGGGUGGUUUGUAUUUUUCCUGAAAUAGCACUAUAUCAGCUCUGAAACUACACAGUAAUUCAGAUUUAUUGUUGAAUUUGUCACACUGCUGACCCGGAGCCAACAAUGAUUUCACAACUGUAGGGCGUUGUUGCCAUACUGGAGAUUUGUAUUUAAGCGGGACACCUAUUCAUUUUGCUUGUGUAACACCCAAACCAUCAGGCCGGUUUCAGACAGCCAUGGCAACAUUAAACAUACUGAGCAGUAAAUGAGUGUGACAUCCUUCUUUCUACAGUUUAUCUUUUAUUCUUAUCAUUGACACCAAAAACAUCUGAUAACUACUUCUCAUAAAAGUAAGAAUAAUUGUAUGAUUAUAUACAGUGACAUGAAUAAAUGCCAAAAUGCUUCAAUGA